Messenger RNA from Triticum turgidum subsp. durum (durum wheat), 555 nucleotides. NCBI's taxonomy places the organism in Eukaryota, Viridiplantae, Streptophyta, Magnoliopsida, Poales, Poaceae. The record is from the annotation of a GenBank genome assembly.
AUGUCGGGGCGGAGCGGGCGCGGGCGCGGAGGCGGGGGCGGGAGGCCGACGAAGGCGGACCAGCUGAUGCAUGGGGCCAUCGACCACUUCGGACGGAUGGGCUACGCCGAGUCCGACAUCCGCAGCACCGUCGGGCAACUCAUCGAGGUCUAUGGGGAGGAUGCUUCGUCGUUCCUGAAGGAAGACGACUACCGGGUCGUGCAGGACGCGCUAUUUGAGAAGCAGGAGCAGGAAGAGCAGCAGCAGCAGCAGGAGAAGCCUAAACAAAACGAAGCAGCAACCUCUGAGGCACGAACAGCAAGUGACAUGCCAAUUGUGGACAUGCACAAUGAGAUGCCACCUGGGGCUGAGUUAUCAGUUGAGGGAGUAGACCCUAUGCUCAUCGACCCGCCUGCUCCUGAGGCUACAAUGGCACCUCCUGCAGCUACAGGAACUAGUAGAGCAGGGCGUCCCUGCUAUGGAUGGAUUAGCGAAUCUGAGAGUGAUUCGGACUAUGAAGAAUACCUCGCCAGUCGACGACAGGCGACACAUGCUCCAAUCCCAGGAAGCGGCUGA